This is a messenger RNA of Orycteropus afer afer, 1986 nucleotides long. RefSeq names its product kelch repeat and BTB domain containing 11 (gene KBTBD11). The transcript has 3 exons. The record is from RefSeq and is a predicted model, not a curated record. NCBI's taxonomy places the organism in Eukaryota, Metazoa, Chordata, Mammalia, Tubulidentata, Orycteropodidae. Gene Ontology annotation, molecular function: protein binding. The coding region runs from base 1 to 1986 and encodes 661 amino acids.
AUGGAGAACUCAGUGGCUUCCUGCGUCCUUUACCCAAGUGACAACCCAAGCGCCUUUGCUAAUGGGGUGCGCAGAGAGGCUGGGGACCAGGUAGAUGCUCUCGAAACUUCUGGAGAGGGCAGCCUGCAGCAGCCAGACACAGACGAGGAAGAUCAGGGGACCGGUAUCAAUGGGAAAGAAGGCACCGAGUCCCUAGCGCAAACACCCUGUAGUUUCAGCUCUUCCCUGUGUUUCAGCUCCGGAGACGAGUCACCACCGCAGUCUUGUGCAACCGCGUCUUCCGCAGCGGAGGACGCAGCAGCCUCCCCGCCGACCUCCCAGAGAGGAAGCCGGGUGGUGAAGAGUCAGUGGGAAAUCUACAGCGCCAGUGCCACGUCUGAAGAGCCCGCGCAGGAGGAGGCGGCGCCGAGGGAGCCCAAGGGAGCGCCUCCGCCGAGCCGCACGGAGAGGGAGGUCGGAGGCGAAAGCUGCGCCUUCAGCAGCGCCCCCAGCAGUGCGACGCCAGGCCGCGGGUCCGCGGAAGAGCCCGACCUGGUGAUCGAGGUGGCCGGCCGCCGCAUCCAGGCGCACAAAGCUGUGCUGGCUGCCAAGAGCGACUACUUUAGAGCGCGCUCGUCGCGGGAGAUCCUGCGUAUCAAGGGGGUGAGCUACGUGGCGCUGCGGCUGCUUGUGGACUACCUGUACUCCGGACGUAUGGGGGACGUGCGGCAGGACAACAUCGCCGAGGUGGUGGCUGGUGCGCGCUUCCUGCAGAUGCCCUGCGCCGUGCAGUGCGCCAUGGACGCCAUGAGGACGCAGAUCACCCUAGCCAACUGCUAUCAGGUCCUGAGCCUGGCCAAGCAGCAGCGGCUCGGGGAGCUCCGGGAAGCCGCCUACCGCUUCAUGAGCGACCACUACCUCGAAGUGCUGCGCGAGCCGUCCGUCUACGGCCGCCUGACCGGCGCCGAGAGAGACCUUAUCCUGCAGCGCAGACUGCAGGGCGGCCGCGGCUGCCUCCUGGCGGCAGAGAUCAAUGACGUCUUCGAGCGUGUAGGGAGCCGGCCGCAGACUCCCUCGGAAGACGAGGACGGCCACAGCGACUCUGUCAUCUACUACUACCAAGAAGCGGACAAAGAGUGGCGGGUCCUGACCCGGCUGCCCGAGGGCGCCAACGCCAAGGGUUGUGCAGUGUGUGUGCUCUACAACUACCUCUUCCUGGCGGGGGGCAUCCUGGAAGGCGGUCCCGAGGGGCGCGCCCGCCUUUCGGACAAAGUGUUCUGCUACAACCCAGUGACCGACAGCUGGAGCACUGUGCGACCCCUGAGCCAGGCUCGCUCGCAGCUCAAGCUGCUGGCCCUAGACGGCUACCUGUACGCUGUUGGCGGCGAGUGCUUGUUCAGCGUGGAGCGCUACGACCCGCGCACCGACCGCUGGACUUCCGUGGCCCCACUGCCCAAGGGCGCUUUCGCCGUGGCCCACGAAGCCACCACCUGCAACGGGGAGAUUUACGUGUCCGGAGGCUCGCUCUUCUACCGUCUUCUCAAAUACGACCCCCGGCGUGACGAGUGGCAAGAGUGCCCGUGCAGUAGCAGCCGCAAGCGGUCGGCCGACAUGGUGGCCCUCAAAGGCUUCAUCUAUCGCUUCGACCUUUGCGGUGGUCGUGGCGACCUCCAGGCUAUGGCUGGUGCCAGCGGAGGGGUCAACGUCUUUCGCUACCACUGCCUGGCCAAGCAGUGGAAUCAGUGUGCCUCGAACCUGCGGCCUCCGGGCGGACUCUCGGGCCUACAACCCUUCCGUUGUGCCGCCCUAGACGGCACUAUCUACUGUGUGAACCGUGCGGGCACUUGGCGCUUUGUCCUCUCUCAGGACGGGGAGCCUGGAGAGGACGGGGACCAAAGGGGCCACUUCGAGCCAGAGUUGCUCAAAGCCCCUUUUGAUGCCCGAGGUGUGCUUUUUCCGUUUGUGCUUACCUUGCCGGAAAAGCCAGACAGGGCCGAGGUCAACUAG